Menidia menidia (Atlantic silverside) is the source of this 1485-nucleotide messenger RNA. Lineage: Eukaryota; Metazoa; Chordata; Actinopteri; Atheriniformes; Atherinopsidae. The record is from the annotation of a GenBank genome assembly.
AGGGAGACGAAGAAGAACGAGCUAGUUGCUGUGGAGGUGCUAAACCCAUGAAUACCACAGCCAACCAGUAACCAUGAUUAAGAUUUGAAAUCAUGCAGUAAUCCCAGCAUUUGGACUGGAAAAGAGGCUAACUUGUGUCAAAGGUAGCUGGAAAAUGUAAACGAGCUUCUGCACUAGCAGGCUACCGCUAACGCGAGGUUGCUGUAAAAUAACAGGUUGUCACUUAGCUUGCUGGCUAGCUGCAGCCUCCCUCUGCAGUCAUGAGCGAAGAGGACACUUCAUCAGCAACGGCCACCAAAGACAAAGACUCGACCCUGCUGCUCACUAAAGACGGACAGAGGUACUAUGUGAGUAAAAGCGGAGUGGUCGACAGCAGAAAUGUCAUAACGCCUCACGAACCGGAGAACAACACCUCCUCUUAUGAUAUGGACGAUGCGGACGAGGAGAGUGACGUGUUGGACACUUCGGAUCCGAGAGACAGCGCCGCCAGCCCGGAGGAGCUGAACGAUGAGGAGACUUCGGAGGUGGACAACGCCCCAAAACAGUGCACCUACGAGGGGUGCACGGAGACGACCACGCAGGUGGCCAAGCAGAGGAAGCCGUGGAUGUGUAAAAAGCACCGCAACAAGAUGUACAAAGACAAGUACAAGAAGAAGAAGAGUGACCAGGCGAUGUCCAGCGGAAAACUGGACGACAACUCUGAAGAGCGGCCCGUGUCCGUGAACAAGCAGCGGCUGGGCGCCAUGGGUGACCGGCCGGCCAGACCUUCCCUGAUAGAGCAGGUCCUCAACCAGAAGAGACUGUCCCUUCUCAGGAGUCCAGAGGUGAUCAGCUUCCUGCAGCAGCAGCAGCAGCUCCUGGCCACACACAGCCGCAGCCAGAUGCAGCAGCAGUUCCAGGGCUGCUGACCCUGGCUGACCCUGGCUGACUUGCAUGGACAGAGCAGAAGGGGGGGAUUUUACAGGGAUUGGCCCAUGUGGAAAAAAGGGUGCAAAAAGGACAAUUUAAAGGCACUUUGAGGCUGGUUGAUCAUAUCAGAUCAAUUAGAAUAAAACCAUCAAGAGGUGUGGAUUGUUACUAGUGUUACUUUUUUAUUAAAGAGCAGGCUAACUUAGUUCCUAACAUACUGCUAAUUUAGUUUAGUUGCAUUGUCAAUUCCCAUUAGUUAGUGUUUUUCUUUAGCUGUAAUAAUGAGCGCUUUGGAAUACAGUUGUAUUUUGAUGUGGAUUUGUUGAGGCCCCUGAAUUUACUGUGUGCUCUCCUAAUGAGCACAUUUGUACUUGCUGUUUUAGUGGUUUGUCUUUAAAUGUCGUGACUUGUGACAAUCGAGUGUCUUUGAAGCGUAUUGGUCCCUCAAUUGCUUGUGUUAAAUUCCAUCUGUAAAUCUUGAAUUGUUGCACAAACUGGAAGGUAUGAAUAAAUGCAUUUAAAGAGAAUGCAAAUGCUUAAAAACAACCCUUUAUGGGGUUAAACUGAGAAACAUAA